AUGAACUUACCGGUCAGCUAUUCACUUACCCUGCUCAUUUGGAGCGUUGUUGGGGCCUCUGCAAGUCACAUACUUGGCGUAUUUGUGAACGUGCAUCGGUCGCAGUUGCUCGUCCAUUUGGCGGUGGCCCGUGUGUUGUUGCAGCGUGGCCAUCAGCUGACACUGGUCACCACAUUGCCACUGGAGGAUGAUUGGCUGACAGCCGAUUCAAGCGCUCGAAUCACUCACUUUUUGGUACCUUGGCAGCUGCCGUCAAAAAAGGAACAAAAGCUGUUCGAAUCCACUGACAAUUUUGUGACACGCCUACAGUGGACACUCUCACAGCUGGAACUCUCUGGUGAACUGCUGAGUCAACUAGCUUGGCUGCACUUUAUGCAACAUGUGCCCAAACCUCGUUAUGAUUUGUUGCUGCUUGGCUAUCACUUCAAUGAACAUCUUCUGGGCGUCGCUGCCCACUUUGAUUGCCCUGUGGUCAUCAUACACACCCAGCAGCCCAUUGGGUUUAUCCACAGUCUGAUGGCCAAUCCUGAGGAACGUUGGUACGUUCCGCAGCCCUAUGACAGUCGCCAACGAAUUGGUUUUGCCGGCCUUCUCUUUGGCCUGUGGGAGAAGUUCUCAGAGUUUCUUGCCAGGAAAGUUAUGCAACGUAUUUAUAGCACUCAUUUUCCAUCGCCUCGCUAUCCUAGCUUUGAGGUAAUGCGUCGUCGCGUUGUCCUGGCCCUAAACAAUCAUCACAUGAUUAGCGAGGGUCCCAUAGCGCCUUUGCUGUCCAGCAUGUUGGACAUCGGGGGCAUUGCUGUGGAGCAGUCAACUGUUGACAGUGCACUGGCAAUGAGAUUAGCCAACCGACCGUUCAUCAUUUUCAGCCUCGGCACGCGUUUUACAUGGCGCACAGCGUCCAUCCAUUUGGAGCAGAGCUUUGCGGAGGCUUUUGCCCAGUUGGCGGAGUAUGACAUUUACUGGACUUACGAUGGCAGCAAUGCGAGCGGUAUUAACUUGACACACACUCACAUUAAGCUGGCCAAAUGGUGGCCACAGACAACGCUUUUAGGCCAGCCUGAAGUACGGCUAUUCAUCACGCACGGUGGCAAAGGUAGCCUUAGUGAGGCACUGCAUCAUGGAGUUCCCUUGCUGGGCUUGCCACUGGUGGGGGAUCAGCGAGCAAAUCUACGUAAAAUGCAAAACAAGGGUUGGGGAUUAACCCUCGACAUGCAUAAUAUCAGCCAAGUGGAGUUGUUGAAUGCCAUCAAACGAUUGUUAACUGUCGCUGAAUUUAAGGACAACAUCAAGAGGGAUUCCUUACUGUAUCGGGAUCGUCCUUUAAAUGCCAGCUACCUGACUGCCUAUUGGCUGGAGUAUGUAAUAAGGCAUAAAGGCGCACGGCAUCUAUAUAGUCCCGCCAGGGAACUUAACUUCUGGCAGUAUUACUUGCUGGAUGUGCGGCUUCUCCUCUAUGGAUCGUCGGGCAUUAUCGCUUGGACAGUACUCUGGUUGGAAAGAACAAUACUCACAAUAUAGACACAUCUGCGAUCGCUGACUAGCUGUAUCGUUUAAUCGUAAUAUAUAGUAAGUAUAGUUUAUAGUUGAAGCUUAUACACG
Drosophila innubila is the source of this 1599-nucleotide messenger RNA. It is a transcript of the gene Ugt307A1, whose product is annotated as UDP-glucuronosyltransferase 1-1. The transcript is spliced from 2 exons. The record is from RefSeq and is a predicted model, not a curated record. The coding region runs from base 1 to 1518 and encodes 505 amino acids. Lineage: Eukaryota; Metazoa; Arthropoda; Insecta; Diptera; Drosophilidae. Gene Ontology annotation, molecular function: UDP-glycosyltransferase activity.